This is a messenger RNA of Odocoileus virginianus texanus, 3278 nucleotides long. It is a transcript of the gene EXOC3, whose product is annotated as exocyst complex component 3. Lineage: Eukaryota; Metazoa; Chordata; Mammalia; Artiodactyla; Cervidae. Gene Ontology annotation, biological process: exocytosis; exocyst localization. Gene Ontology annotation, molecular function: SNARE binding. The record is from RefSeq and is a predicted model, not a curated record. Gene Ontology annotation, cellular component: exocyst.
AGCCAAGCGCUCACUUCCGGGCGGUGGAGGCUGUGGAGGUGGUGGAGGCUGUGGAGGUGGCGGAGGCGGCGGUGGUGACCCGCUAGCUGUGGACACAGGAUGCCUCUAGUAUGACAGGUGCAGAGAUCCUCCCUGCUUUGUAACCAUGAAGGAGACUGAUCGGGAGGCUGUCGCGACAGCAGUUCAGAGGGUUGCUGGAAUGCUGCAGCGCCCGGACCAGCUGGACAAAGUGGAGCAGUAUCGCAGAAGAGAGGCCCGGAAGAAGGCCUCUGUGGAGGCCAGAUUAAAGGCUGCAAUCCAGUCACAGUUGGACGGCGUGCGCACGGGCCUGAGCCAGCUCCAUAACGCGCUGAAUGACGUCAAGGCCAUCCAGCAGUCCCUGGCGGAUGUCAGCAAGGACUGGAGGCAGAGCAUCAACACCAUCGAGAGCCUCAAGGACGUGAAGGACGCGGUCGUGCGACACAGCCAGCUUGCCGCCGCCGUGGAGAACCUGAAGAACAUCUUCUCAGUGCCCGAGAUCGUGAGGGAGACGCAGGACCUUAUAGAGCGUGGGGAGCUGCUGCAAGCCCACCGGAAGCUGAUGGACCUGGAGUGCUCCCGGGACGGGCUGAUGUAUGAGCAGUACCGCAUGGACAGCGGGAACGCACGCGACAUGACGCUCAUCCGCAGCUACUUCGGGAGCACGCAGGGCCUGUCCGAUGAGUUGGCCAAGCAGCUGUGGGUGGUGUUGCAGAGGUCGCUGGUCACCGUGCGCCGGGACCCCACCCUGCUCGUCUCCGUCGUCAGGAUCAUUGAGAGGGAAGAGAGGAUCGACCGGCGCAUUCUUGACCGGAAGAAGCAAACUGGCUUUGUGCCCCCUGGAAGACCCAAGAACUGGAAGGAGAAGAUGUUCACCAUCCUGGACAGAACGGUGACCACCAGGAUCGAGGGUACGCAGGCAGACACCAGGGAGUCGGACAGGAUGUGGCUUGUACGCCACCUGGAGAUCAUACGGAAGUACGUGCUGGACGACCUCAUCGUCGCCAAGAACCUGCUGGCGCAGUGCUUCCCACCACACUACGAGAUCUUCCGGAGCCUGCUUCGCACGUACCACCAGGCUCUGAGCGCACGCAUGCAGGACCUUGCGGCGGAGGACCUGGAAGCGAACGAGAUCGUCAGCCUGCUGACCUGGGUUUUGAACACUUACACCAGCGUGGAGAUGAUGGGGAAUGCGGAGCUGGCCCCCGAGGUGGACGUGGCCCUUCUGGAACCUUUGCUCUCCGCAGACGUGGUCUCUGUACUGCUCGACACCUACAUGUCCACUCUGACUUCCAACAUCAUUGCCUGGCUGCGGAAAGCCCUGGAAACGGACAAGAAGGACUGGGUGAAGGAGACGGAGCCCGAGGCCGACCAGGACGGCUACUAUCAGACGACACUGCCUGCCAUCGUGUUCCAGAUGUUCGAGCAGAACCUUCAAGUUGCUGCUCAGAUAAGUGAAGAUUUGAAAACAAAGGUACUAGUUUUGUGUCUUCAGCAAAUGAAUUCUUUCUUAAGUAGGUACAAGGAGGAGGCGCAGCUGUACAGAGACGAGCACCUGCGGAACCGGCAGCACCCGCACUGCUACGUGCAGUACAUGGUCGCCCUCGUCAACAACUGCCAGACCUUCAAAGAAUCUGUAGUCAGUUUAAAAAGGAAGUAUCUGAAGCACGAGGCGGAAGAAGGCAUUUCUCUGAGCCAGCCAAGCAUGGAUGGGGUUUUGGACGCGAUUGCUAAAGAGGGCUGCGGCAGCCUGCUGGAGGAAGUCUUCCUGGACCUGGAGCAACAUCUCAAUGAGUUGAUGACAAAGAAGUGGCUGUUAGGGUCAAAUGCUGUAGACAUCAUCUGUGUCACUGUGGAAGACUAUUUCAAUGAUUUUGCCAAAAUUAAGAAGCCGUAUAGAAAGCGGAUGAUCGCCGAGGCGCACCGGCGCGCGGUGCAGGAGUACCUGCGGGCCGUCAUGCAGAAGCGCAUCUCCUUCCGCAGCGCUGAGGAGCGCAAGGACGGCGCGGAGCGCAUGGUGCGCGAGGCCGAGCAGCUGCGCUUCCUCUUCCGCAAGCUGGCUUCGGGCUUUGGAGAGGAGAUGGACAGCUACUGUGACACCAUCGUCGCCGUCGCAGAGGUCAUUAAGCUCACGGACCCUUCCCUGCUCUACCUGGAGGUCUCGACUCUGGUCAGCAAGUACCCGGACAUCAGGGAUGACCACAUCGGGGCACUGUUGGCCAUGCGGGGGGACGCUAGCCGGGACAUGAAGCAGACCAUCAUCGAGACACUGGAGCAGGGCCCGGCCCAGGCCAGUCCCGACUACGUGCCCAUCUUCAAGGAUAUCAUGGUUCCCAGCCUCAACGUGGCCAAACUCCUCAAGUAGCCCGUGUGACCCCGGCCUUAGGCGGCCGCGGGGUCAGAAAGCACUGCCCUUCCACCCCCCGACGCUGCCCUAUGUGCACACUUCCCAAACUGCUGUCAGAGACGGACAGCUUCCUGCCCCCACCUCACUGGUGAUGACGUUGCAGGCCCGCGCAGAAGCCACUUUCAGGUUUCAGAUGCUUGAGCUCAAGGUCAGGCCUCCCCGGGAGUAGACCUGCCAGCAGGCAAUGCGGUGGGUGUGGCUGGUGAGCCCGCAGGCAGGUGGACGAUGCCAGGAGCGCCCGCGAGUGACUCUUACACCAAGCAAAUUACAGACCUGCACCUGAGGUUAACAGGGAGCCUCGGGGGAGGUCUCGACUCCAGCACUGCCCUGCUGGGCACGCUCUUGGCGGCCGCACUCCACGGUGGCUGCGGGAUGGCUCCGGCGUUCGCCCCUUCUCCUUGCAGUGUGUGGGUGCUGGGCUGCUCUGAGGGUCUCGUCCUUCCUUACGCAUCUGGAACCAGAGUGGAUGCCAUGCUGUUUCCUCCUCACGAGAGGCAGAAAAUUCGCAUGGAGGGCUCUCGUCUUGGAGGAGUUACAUACAAUCUUGGAGACGUGAGAGACGGUUCUCACAUCCGAUCCUGGUGGGAGGGCUCUCUUCUUGGAGGAUUCACAGCCUAGAUGGAGACGUCAGAGAUGGUUCUCAUGGCCGAUCCUGGCACAGAAGAGACUCUCCCAGACUUCCUGUCAACUGCUGUCUGCUAGCACACGCGUCAGUCCAGUCCAGUUCCUGCUUGACAAGACUUAAGUGUAUAGGAUUUAGUCCUGUAUGGUCUCUGAAUUAAUAAAGUUGAGUGUUAGCAGUCAUUAGUUAUUGCCCCUCAAGAUAAUGAAAAUAAUUUGUUUUUCCACUUAA